Molecule: messenger RNA, 1936 nt
Organism: Anarrhichthys ocellatus (wolf-eel)
Lineage: Eukaryota; Metazoa; Chordata; Actinopteri; Perciformes; Anarhichadidae
Product: syncoilin
Exons: 5
Coding region: 47-1105 (352 amino acids)
Cellular component (GO): intermediate filament
Source: RefSeq, a predicted model, not a curated record
AGCUGUCUGGACUGUCCUCUGCAAACAAACUUGUCUCUUGAAGGCCAUGGACAAUCAAACAUUAACAGACAUUGGGAAAAACAUGACAUCUACUGAGUCGCACAGGGAACUUGUUGAGGAUUUCACAGGCAGCCGCCAUACUGACUCUGAAACAGGGACGAUCACUCCCCUGGAUGAGUGUACACCACAUCCCGUACCGCAAAGGGACCAGGUGGUCAUGGACCACUUGGGGCAGCUUUUCAACCACUGCAUCCAGCAAGUGUCCCAUCUGGAGACGCGGAGGAACGAGCUGAUACAGGAGCUCCUCUCUCUGCAGGAACCCAUUCUGCGAGUCGUGGGGCACCUGAGGGGGAAGCUGGUGGAGACUCAGAGGCUGCUCACGCUGGCUCAACUGGAUUAUGUCGCCGUUUAUGAGGACGUGAAGGAGGUGAAGAGGAAACUGUUUGCUACAGCGAGAGACUGCAUCCAGAGCCAGGUGACGCUGGCUGAACAAGAGUAUGAGGUGGCUCAGUCUGCUGUUACACAGGAGGAGCUCAAGGCCCACAUCCAAAGUCUGACCCAGGAGUUGUCCCAGCUCCAGGAGGCCCAGCAGAACCAGCUAAACACCCUGAGGGACCAGGCCUCCAAGCCCCGCAGGCCCAGGGCCACGAGUGACGUCAGCCAGUGCCGGCAGGCUUCUGCCAGACUGCAGCGGCGGCUCAGCGGCAGCAUGAAGGCCCUGGAGUGCUGGUACGAGCCUCGGCUCAUGGCCCUGCUAAAGAGAAGGGAGGUCGGGGAGGAGUCCUUGAGGAAAAGCAGGGAGCAGGCCAUGGACCUGAGGGCCAGCCUGGGGCCCCUCAGAGAGGCCAUGCAGAGACUGGAGUUGCAGAGAGCCUGUCUGGAGCAUUGGGUCACUCUGAUGGAGGAGAGGGAGCAGAGCAUCACACAACACAAGGAGACUGUGGAGAAACUAAAAGAGAUUCUGAGAGAACUAGAAGUGGAGUUUGAGGUUCAAAGAAAAUCUAAGAAAAAUUUGGAGGAUCGUAAUGACAGCAUAUUGAAAGAGCUGACAUUUCUGAUAGGCAGUGAUGAACCCCGUGAAACCACUGAAGAGGAGGAUCCUUAAUAUUCUGUUUGCAGUGGAUACUUAUGCUGAUCUACAUUAUACCAUGGCAUAGAACUUACAUUUCAUAAAGAAAUUAUACAAAUAAUUGUAAAAUUCUGCAUAAAUUAAACUUUUCGCUACUACAGAAUUUACUCUUGAACUACCUAAAACUUAACAUCUGGCAUGCUGCGCCAAGAAGCAAAGCAAACCAAUUUACUGUAAACAUUUUAUUAUGAAUUUACUUAACUACACAAGAGACAGAUGCAGCACAGAAAAACAAAACCAGCACAUAUAAAAGUGACACACAGAAUCUGGAAAAGUCAUAAUAUGAAUAUCAAGCAAAUACAAGAACAGUAUGUACAACUUUAAUACAAAUGGAUCUUUGUAGAAAUUUAACUAACUAAACAGGAUGAAAAAAAAUAAAGCCAUCAAAAAGCAAACCUGAAUGUGGAACACAUCUGUAAAGAGUUGAGUACUGGGGAAAAAAAAUAUCUAAAAAUCUGGUCAAUAGAGACUUACUUUAAAUACAUCACAACAAGAUGACAACGCAGCAUUUUAUUCUUUAAAUGUUCUUCAAAAAAAAAAAUAAUCAGUUUUCAACAAGCAGGUCAAAUGAAGAGAUGUGGAGACUGAACUCAUGCCUGGACCUCUGCAUCUGCAGCACCUUCUGGGUCCUCGUCGUUGUAGAUGUUUUCAGCCUGGAGAAGAAACAAUUCAGAAGUUGAUUCACUGUAACUGCUAUUCAAUGUUAAUAAACGCACUUUGAAAUUCUACCUCAUGCAUGUGUCUGAUAUUCAUUGUUCCACAUCAUUUCACGAACCUCUGAAGUUCCCAAUAUGGGGACAAACAAAG